Cicer arietinum (chickpea) is the source of this 1747-nucleotide messenger RNA. RefSeq lists its product as uncharacterized. The record is from RefSeq and is a predicted model, not a curated record. NCBI's taxonomy places the organism in Eukaryota, Viridiplantae, Streptophyta, Magnoliopsida, Fabales, Fabaceae.
GCAACAUCAAGUGGACCCCAAGGAAACUAAAUAAUUUCCUAGAAAGAAGGCAACCGACAAAAAACCACUAACCACAAAUAAACGAUAUCGUUACCUUAACUCACCUUAGGGUGUUGAAAGAUCCAAAAAAAGAAGACGGAAGUGAUGUGUUAAGCAACGUCCACCGUUAACGGAGGGUCCCACGUUAGCAAAGAAAGCGAGACUUGGUCUGGUCGGCAAACAUCAUGUGUCUGUCAAAAACAUUUCUUUCUCUUUCUUCUCUCUCUCCUCAAACCCAUAGCCGUACCCACCCCAUUUUUGUCUCCUUCCUCUUUCACUAUAUAUCACCCUUUUCCUACCACACCAUUUUCCCCAAUUCACCUUUUCUCUCAUUACCAUUUUCCAUUUCCAAUUUUCAAUAUUCCCCUUCUUCUUCUCUUCCUUGUCUUCUCAGAGGAAGGAGAAGAAACAAAACAAGGAAGAAUAUAAUAUAUAAUUUAUUAGAAUAGAAGAAAAAAAUAGAUUAAUUCUAUCAAAACAAAGCACAAGCCAUUUUUGCUAAACCAAAACGACAAUAAUUUCCUCGUUUUACUUUUUAAGAGCAAAUUAAUUAUUCAGAUCUGUACGCUCGUACCUUUUUUCUUCUUUCGUUCCUCUCUCUCUUGAUUUUUGAUUUUUUUUCCUACACCAUGGGAACGGAAAUUUUGUUACCACAGGAUUGCUUGAUCGAACGCAUUAGAGUUCCGCCGGCGAGUUUUUACCGGCGAAGACCUUAUGGAAAUUGCUAUAACAAUAAUAAUUAUGGUAAUAGUAAUAAUUUUUACGGUGCUAACUCCGGGAGGAUUAACCGGAAACCGGCGAUUCGACCGGAGCAAAGAAAACGAGUUGCGGUGACGGAAAAAAAACCUAGCUCCGAUGAUUUGAAGGUGGCGAGGGGAAGCAGUUUGGUGACAGAGAAGGUUACGAUUCUUCGGAGAGGCGAAUCGCUUGAUUCAAAAAUGAAUACUGUGGGUUUGAAAAAGGAAGGUGAAGAUUUAGUCGUCAUCGGAACUCAGAGACUCAGAUCCGACCCGAAUUUUGUUCAUAAACAGAUCCGGAUCGUUGAUUUCAAGAACGGUUGUGAUAUUUACGCCGGAUCCGCAUUUGCAAUGUCUCCGUCGCCGAGCGCGCUUCCGAUACCGUCUUUUCAGAGGAAGUUAACAUCGUCGGUGGCCGUUGAUGACUCCGCUACGCGGGAUCUGAGACGCCUACUCCGCAUCGAAUGAAUUCGAAUCGGGUCGUAAUUUCGGGUUUCGGGUCAGACCCCCUGAGGACUUUCUAUCUUCUCUUCUUUUUUGGUCUCUCCUUAAUCUAGAAUCUUCUUGUUACCUAUUACGCCCCUCCUAUUUUCGAGUUCUAACCCGAACGUGAUUUUUUUAAACGGAAGGGUGGAAUUAAAAUAUGGCAAAAAACAUGGGGCGAAAAUGUUAAUAAAAGAAGUUUGGAGUAGUGCUGUGAGCGUUUGUAAGAUCUUGUGGAGGUUGUUAAGGGUAAAUUUUAGGUUGUAAUCUCAGGUUAGAAUGGGAAAAAAAAUUAAAAAAAUUGAAAAAAAGAAGAAAGAUGGGAGGAAGUUGGGGGGUUGAUCUGUAAAUUCCGGAAAUGUAUGUGCAAUUUGAAGUGAAAAUGGUUUAUGCUCUCGUGAGAAAUUACGAGUAUCUUGUAGGUUUGUACCCUUUUGUACUGUGAAGUUUAAAAAAUUAAAUAGGGAGAUUUGGGCAGAUUCAGAUUG